AGAACCAUCAUGUCAGGAGUGGAAGAAGGCAAUGUGUACACCGUGUCCUUCCUCCCUCAGGCUGGCACUCAACGCCUCGCCAAGUUCGACUUUGAGCUCUAUAUAAUCGCGUGGGCUGACGUGAAACUCUCCCCGCUGAACACCGGCUACGGUGCCUUCGUAGCCAAUGUGGAACUGGCAGCGGACAUCAUCUGGAACGGCACUCUGAGACUGACGUGGGUUCCGGCAAAUGUAGUCGGUGUGUACCUUGACAAGAAUACAGCAGCUUCCACCGGUGGUGACGAAAUUGACGCGGCGCAGUACGAGGAGGCGGCGUCGGCUGGAGGUACCGCAGGGUGGUCGUUUGGGGUCGCUGCACCAGCUCCUAGAAAGGACGUGAACUCCACGCCGGAGGACGCUGCAUGGGAUGCAGAUAACACCACAGAAGGCAGUGGGACAACGGAAAGCGUCGGCAUUACAUCUGAAGACGACAUCGUGGAGGAGGAGGAGAGAGGAAUCACUAUCAUGGGAAGUGCGCAGGAAUCCCCAGCCUCGGGGGUCAGAGUCGAGGGCACAGCCUUCAUGUACACAGUGGUGGUGACUGCGGAGGGCGUUGAGGACUGGAGUGAGAAUGUUACGGAGGGCAGCAGUAUGAUGGUACGCAGACCUGUUGGCGACGAGGAGCAGGGUGAGGUUUUGAUGGGUGUGGAGAUGCCGCAGCUAACUUUUCUCACCGAGUACCAGGUCAACCUUACCUGCCACUUCGGCCCCGUCACCGUCCAGUGUGGCACCACCAAAACAUACACAGCUCUACCGCUGCUGCUGACGAAGAUGGAUGGGAUGACUGUGGUGUACACAGUGUUAGAGGGUCGUGCUGGGUGGCAGCAGCAGGAGGCACGAUGUCAUCGAGGUGAGGGCACCCUCGUCUCUCUCCCAACGCACUAUGAGGCAGACCUCCUUCGUGACGCCCUCCUCAAGACCUCCUCAGUACCACUCCUUGACACCUACUGGCUGGGGCUCAACAUGUGUCCAGAUUAUACAGGCAGCGUGUGGAGCGACGGGUCCAUCUGGCACGAGUCACUCUUGUCGUCGACCAACGCACAGCUCUCCAGCACCACCUGCUGUGUCAAGGCCAACUGGGACAAGUACCAGUACAUCUGGACCGGGGAGGUGUGUGGGGCCCUCCUCCCAGCUGUCUGCGAGUUUCAUCCACAUGGUAUGGUGGAGGUGGUAAAGGAUCUGAAGAGGGGUCCAGCUAACGUGACCUCUGCCAGCGUCUCGUGGACCUAUAUGGGUAUAUUCUGGACGCCAGACAUUCUCCUCGUCUCCUACUGCCCCUUCAGGAACCUCAAGAACAUUCUUACUGACGCUGGCAAUAUCUCGAAAUCGUGCCACACCAGUCAGCUGGAGGCGGCAGCAGUAGACCUCCUGCAGACGGGAUUACUGCCUUACACUGAGUACUACGUCAAUGUUACUGCAACCAUCCAGCAAAUUGGUUUUACCGGAGCAGCAGUCAGCACCUAUGUUAGAACCUACCCUCAACAGCCUGUGGUGGUCUCCAUCGACACUGAUGGCUACGUCAACAUCGUUUGGGCACAAAAGGUGGCAGAAUUCGGGGAGAACGACACGGUAUGGGUUACCAUGAGCAACUCCACACACCCGGAUGUGAUCAUGUACAACGGCACCAUGAUGGCAUCAGGUACCAUACUGGGAGACAUGAAGCUGCAGCUGGGAGCCAACUAUACCGUUAUUCUGAAGGAAAUGUACGGCAAGAAGCGCAAAGAGACAGUCACCCUGCUGGCAUACCCAGCGUGUGACUGUGAGGGUUGUCAGGUGGACGGUUGGUGCUUCGUGACGCUGCAGGACCCCGUCAACGAAGACACAGCCAUCGAAAAGUGUAAAGGCAGUGACACCAGCUUGGCCACUGUCGGUAACGUCAGGGAGGUGGACCUGCUGCUGGACAUGGCCCUCGCGCUGGAUGACGACCUGUGGGUCUCUCACACUUCCAGAAGACUCCAGGCUUCCAAUACAGAGGAUGGGAUGCAGGGCUUGGAUAACACAACCCAAGCAUCAACUGGGAAGGUUAAUGUACAGCCCAUAGAGUGUCUGGUGGUGUCUAGAGCGCAGCGGGCCGUGGUGGUAGAGCAGUGUACCAAUACUCACAGUGUGGCCUGCAGCCACAAGAUUUCAGUGGGCAAAGCGUUCUCUAGCCUGACGACUAGCUCAGGGCCUGACUGGAUCACGAUGGCCUGGGACCAAGACUCCUUCAAAUGGGAGGCCAAGUUCGCUGUGCGGUAUCAGAGAUCUAAAGAGAAGAGAUACAAGAGAGCUUUACAGUGGAUGUCCUUCAGCGCAUCUCCAGUGACGGUGUCGCAACUGCUGCCUGAGACGGCCUACACCCUGGAGCUGGAGGCCGACCUCGGGGAGAACGUGCUCUCCACCUCGCAGGAGUUCGAAGUUGUCACUACCAACUUCACCGAGAAGACCGAGGACGAAACCCAGACCUCGAAGCUGGUGGUGACGGGUCUCUCUUCCCUGACUGAGAACCAAGUGUUACACCUGGUAUGUAACGCUCUCCUCGUCGCUGCCUGCAUCACCACCAUGCUCUUCUUCUUCGCUACAGGGAUGUUCUACCAGGACUGUGUUGCUCAACUAGGCUUCCAGUCUGCCGUGAUGGCCGCUUACCUCAACCUGUUGCUCGCUCAUCCCACCCAAGCUCAACCCGAGUACCAGACCGGGUGUAUAGUUGUGGCUGUGGUGCUCCACUUCCUCUUCCUGUGUGCCUUCAUGUUUCUCAUGCUCGAGGCGCUCACUAUCGCUCACCUUCUCGUCAUCCACAUCAGAAGUCCUUUCCAGAAAUCGAAUUGGUUGAUGAUGGCCUUCGGGUUGGUGGUGCCUAUGGUGGUGGUGGGUAUAUCAGCAGCCUUCCUCUACUCCUACUACCCAGACUACUCCGUUAACAACUGCUGGUUGAACCCCCUGGGCCCAGCUGUAUGGACGGAGGUAGUGCCCAUCGGCAUCCUGGUGAUCGCUACAGUUGUCUUUCUCAUGAACACUCUCUGCACUGCUGAGACCUCCCCGGAACUCAUAGAAGUCGACCUUCGUGGACGACAGAGUGACAGUAACAAGCUGCGGUGGGUGGUGUUGGCGCUGACGGUGGAGCUGACUACUGUGUGGGGCUUGGGGGUGGCCUACUACCAGUAUCAUGAAGAAGGAACCUACUUUGCCUUCUGUGUUGUCACCCUCAUCCUUGCUCUCACCAUCGUCCUCUGCAGGACCUGCUUCGACGACACAUUCCGCAGUAAGAUGCACCGCUUGUGCUGUGGCACUGAGCUCACCUACAAGCGCAGUGAGAUCCUCAGCAUCAGUGCCAGGUCUCGGGUCUACCCCAGCACCGGCACCUCAGCUACGGGCACCUCGUCGGUCUCCGGCAGGAUGAUAACGCCAGUAGGCAGCAAGCCACCUGGGGUAGACACACACCAAAUACCUGCUGCCAGUGGAAGCACUUCAGCAGCUGGAAGAAUUACCCCUUCAGCUGAGAGAGCUACCUCCUCGCAGGGGAGGACUACCCCUUCUGGGGAUAGAACCACCCCUUCAGGGGGCAGAGGUAAAGCCAUUCAUUCAGAAGGAAGACACACUCCUGACGUUGGUACUACGAUCUUCCCAGUUCGGAGCAUCACUCCUCCUUUGUGUCGACCUACUCCAAACACUUCUCCAAAGAGCACAACAGAGUCAUUGCAGGAAUUAUUAGGACCGCCCAAUGUCACCUCCAGGAGUGAUGUGAACCGUGGUGAGACGACACGGGCUGCUACUUCUCUCAGCAGGAAGGUCCCCAGUGUCGCCCCUGAAGAGGCUGCGAAGGAAGAGGUGCAGAAGACGUUGCCUGGCGCCAGCGAGUGAAGGAGAGAGACAUGGCUCCCAAGGACUCCUCACUCUUAGGUGCGACGGUGCGUUGCUUUUUAAUACAUCUUGACUCUAAAUGUCAGUGUUGAACACUUGCAUCUUGAACGUUCAUUGCAUCUAUAGUGACAGUUCUACCACCUCAGUUUAAAUUAAAUUUUGAACA
Molecule: messenger RNA, 4045 nt
Organism: Cherax quadricarinatus
Lineage: Eukaryota; Metazoa; Arthropoda; Malacostraca; Decapoda; Parastacidae
Source: RefSeq, a predicted model, not a curated record